Messenger RNA from Erpetoichthys calabaricus (reedfish), 3124 nucleotides. RefSeq lists its product as uncharacterized. NCBI's taxonomy places the organism in Eukaryota, Metazoa, Chordata, Cladistia, Polypteriformes, Polypteridae. Gene Ontology annotation, molecular function: palmitoyltransferase activity; protein binding. Gene Ontology annotation, cellular component: Golgi membrane. The record is from RefSeq and is a predicted model, not a curated record. The transcript has 12 exons. The coding region runs from base 482 to 2377 and encodes 631 amino acids. Gene Ontology annotation, biological process: protein palmitoylation.
UCUUAGAAAACGUCUGGAAACGUUCAAACUCCAUAAAGAAUGCACCAUUACGAGAAAAAUACACGGAGGUUCUGAUGGUGGGUGGUGGCGAACCGGGAGCGUCAGCAACAUAUAGUACAUGUUAUGUCCACGUAAUACAUACUGUAGAGGUAGAAUAUUAUUCUGGCCAGCAGAAAGAGCUGUGUAUAUGACCUCCUGAAGGCAGUAGGUAGGUGAGACACCGGUGAAUAACCAUCGGCAAGAUUCUUUUCUGACUUCAGCAGCGAUUGCAAGAAGUUGCAGCAGCAGGCGUGUGCACGUUGCAUGCGUAAGGACGUCCGCACUCCCGCGGGAUGUGUCUCGAGCGCCGCGUUCUCUGAAACUGGUAAAUGACAGCUGCGGUUUGAAAGAAGGACGGGCGUUGCUAAUGAAACCUGGACAAACAAAAGGCGGUGCACAGAUUAACGUCGUGCAGGUGCGAGUGUAUUAAAAAGAAUACAGGAUGGUCCCUGCACCCCAGCCCCCUGCUUUUAAUACAGCAGGUCAACACAAGGAGUUUAGUGAAAAAGGACACAUGUCACAAGCGCCAUCUGAAGUGGAGAAUGAAGUGGACAUAUUCCAGGCUGCGAAAACUGGGAAUAUCAAAGCAUGUUGGAAAAUAGUUGAAGCUCAGGGAACCACAGUUUUGAGACUGUUUGAUGACAAAGGACACACUCCAGUUCAUUGGGCAGCCCUCACUGGGUCUGUUGAACUCAUCAAGUACUUCAUAAACUGUAACGUUGAUGUGAAUCGCCAAAGUAAUUCUGAAUAUUUGCAAAGACCCAUCCACUGGGCAGCAGUGAAUGGGCACAUUUCUGUUGUGGAUUUGUUGCAUGAGGCUGGGGUAUCCCUUGAUGUGACAGAUAAAAGGGGGUGUACUCCAUUGAUACUAGCUUCCCAAUAUGGACAUACUGAUCUUUGCUGCUAUCUAAUUGGAAAGGGAGCUCAGUUAUACAGUUGUGACAAUGAAGGUGACAAUGCACUACACUGGGCAGCCUUUAAAGGUUACUGUGAACUAACCCGUUUGCUGAUCUACUCAGGAUUCAGUCCACAGCAAGCUGACAUUGUUGGACAGACCCCUUUACAUCUUGCUGUUCUAAGUGGAGACCUAUUGACUGUUCAGCUGCUUUGUGAACAGGAUUGUGUUGAAAUAGAAAUCCCAGAUAAGAAUGGAAAUACACCAUUGAUGCUCUCCAAAGGUCGAAAAUCUAAAGAGAUAACAUUGUACUUAGAAAAUGCUAUUUCUCAAUUUAGAAAUCAAACUCCAAAAUGUGAUUGGAGGCAAGUACUAUGUUUUUUUAAUAUUUUAAUAGUUAAAACACUUCAAAAAAUAUAUGUAUUCAUUUGUUACAGUACAUUAGUAUUUGGCCCUCCUGGGAAAUCAAAGGGUCCAAUCCUUUUCUUCUUUGCAUGCCUGUUCCUAUGGGGAUAUCCUACUUAUUUCACAAAGAUUAUUUCAGUCUCCUUUAACAAGCUUUGGGAGUUUCAUGUGGCCUUCCUGCUCAGCAAUGUAUUGAUGUGGUUUCUUUUCCUAAAAGCUUCAUUGAUGGAUCCAGGAUUUCUUUCUAGAGACAGUAAUGAAUAUGAUGAAACUAUCAGACAGUGCCUCGAUCCCUAUUCCAAUAACAGUUGGCACAAGGCAGAAACGAAUCCUGGACAAAGCUUCAGUCCAACACAAGGCACUUAUAACAGUGGCAAUAUAACACAUUUAGUGAAAAGAAGGAAAAUGGAUGUUACGGAUAAAACCCUCAUGAACACAGGGAGAAUAAGCAAACUCUACACAGAAGGCACCCCAGAUCACAAUGAAACUCCGGAUACAGCUGGUGCUGUAUUUUAUGAGGAUUGGAAGAAUAGAAAGAGUUUGCUUCAUAGACUAUGCCAUACCUGUCGCCUGGUAAAGCCCCUUCGUUCUAAACAUUGUCGGAUUACAAACCGCUGUGUAAAAGAUUUCGAUCACUAUUGUCCUUAUGUUUACAACUCAGUCGGGUACAAUAACAGGGUUUACUUCUUAGGGUUCUUGGCUUCCAUGUGCUUUAAUUGUUUCCUAGGAACAUACUUGUGCAUUGAUUGGUUUUAUAUAAUGGGUCGAAGCAUUUUUAUUGGAAUUGGAUUCCUCUUCCUUGCAUUUAUUGGUGUUGUUACUGGAAUAAUGUCAGGCAGUUAUCUUUUCAUGGCAGCAAAGAACUUGACAACCAAUGAGCACAUUAAUCAGAAGAAGUAUUUCUACCUCAAGGAUGAAAAGGGUCAGUUCAGCAAUCAAUUUGACAGAGGGAUUUUAUUCAACGUUCUUGAGUUUUUUCAUCUUGAAGAACUGCUAAGAUAUAAAAAAAGAAAUAUAAGACAGCUGAAAAUAGUAUAAACAUUAAAAUAUUACAGAUGUAAUUUUUCAUCAGACAGCUCUCCAUUACAGUUGUGAUUUUAUCAGGAGUUAACUUGAAUUAUUAAGAAGAAAGCUACCUGGCAAAAAAAUGUCCUAUUUCAGGUAUUAAAACAUUGAUUGAAUUUUGCACUAAAGCAGAAGGGCUUUAUUAUAUGCUUAUUUUUCAUAAUAUACUAUGUAAAUAUAGUAAGGAGGCAUGGUUGAAGAGCUGCUUUUUCUGAUUUGCAAUUUUUACAAUGAUAAAUAUGUGCAUAAAAAUUGAAAGUCUUCUUAGUUAGUCUUUAAUAAUGAAAACAAUGGCAGAGCCAUGUGAUGUAUUUCACUUCUUUUCUGUAAGGUUUUAUUUUGUAUUUUAAAACUUCAGUAAUUUAAACUGUUAAAAUCGGGGUUUAAACCAGUUUUUAGCUAAAUGAACAAACUAGAUAUUCCAUGAACACCAGGUAUAAAAGAAGCAAAUGUGCCAUUUUAAUUUGCCUAUUCUUAGCAUUUUUGAACAAUGUGAUGAUGCUGUAACUUGUUAAAAAAAAAAAAAAGUGAACGUUUGACAGUAUGUUUGCACUCUGCAGAACUCACUUCCUGCAACAUUCAUCUACUGAAUGCACAGAUUUCUUAAACACAUGGUGCUAUUUAUUCUGUACCAUUAGGAACCUUGCAUAUCUGAAUUAUUCAAAAGAGAUUAAUUACUAAAUGGUUGUUGUUCAUUGAUUUUUCAUGGGAUACAUUAUA